Fonsecaea erecta is the source of this 1299-nucleotide messenger RNA. RefSeq lists its product as hypothetical. Gene Ontology annotation, biological process: protein N-linked glycosylation. NCBI's taxonomy places the organism in Eukaryota, Fungi, Ascomycota, Eurotiomycetes, Chaetothyriales, Herpotrichiellaceae. Gene Ontology annotation, molecular function: alpha-1,6-mannosyltransferase activity. The coding region runs from base 1 to 1299 and encodes 432 amino acids. The record is from RefSeq and is a predicted model, not a curated record. Gene Ontology annotation, cellular component: mannan polymerase complex. The transcript is spliced from 4 exons.
AUGAGAGUUGCUUGGCUAUCUUCCCGUCAAUCUCAACGCCGUUUUCUCUUAUCUGCCAUUCUGUCCGCAUUCACCGUCUGGUUCCUGCUUCCAUCAAGUCCAAAACAUGAAGAGCAGCCAGCCGAGUUGGCGCGGCAAUACCCCAUGCUUUGGCGGCACGUGCACACGUUCAACGGCACUGGAGGAGCAUGGUACAUUCCGCCCUCUUGGUUAUCGUCGACCGAUGUCCAGCCUGAGACAAUAGUUGAUGCAGCUCUUCUAGCUUCGCAAGCUGCGAAGAGUAACAAGAACCGCUUCAUCGACCAUUCCAACAUUCCGUUACUACUUCAUCAGACCUGGAAAAAUCGGCGAGUUGAAAAAUGGUCGGAUCUGCUUCGCGCCAGUGUGGAGAAAUGGUUACACUACGUAGUGGCCGAUGACAUGGCUUACUUCUUCUGGGAAGACGAUGGCAUUGAACGAAUGCUGGCUGAAUUUGAACCCGACUUUGCUCAUCGCUUUGGAUUCUUGCCUUCGAACGUGGAACGGGCUGAUGUCUUCCGCAUUUUGGUUUUAAAAUGGUUUGGUGGAAUUUACGCAGACGUGGAUACUCGACCGCUUCGUCAGCCUACAUCAUGGGUAUCUUCUUCUGAUCUUGCUCCCUGGUCAGAUUCUGUGACACAAAUGAGAUUUUCUUUCGACAAUCCGGUAAGCAGCAUCCUUGGCAUUGAAGCAGAUUGUGCGCCUCACAAGAGUGAUUAUUGGCGCAUGGGGUAUUCAUACCCUGUGCAGCUCACACAGUGGGCUUUAGCGUCAAGUGCUGGCCACGCCGUUCUUCUACGCUUCAUGGACAACCUUCAACGGAGGAUGGACGGUGUUGCGAGGCGCAAUAGGGGAAAUAUCAACACUCCGGAGGCAAUCAAGGAAUUACGACAAAUUGGGCCUCUGUGCUUGACCGGGCCAGUUGCCGUGACCGUCGCAGUGAAGACAUGGCUAGAGGAGCGAACCGGGUUGCGAUGGAACGCUUUGACGGGGUCAGGAGAUGGCGGCCGAAGCAAGCUGGUGGAAGAUGUCCUGAUUCUACCAAUUACUGGAUUUAGGACGAGGCAGAUACGGCAAUAUGGGCUCGAAGCCGGUCACAGACCCCUCAGCUCGAGUUUGGCACCAGGCGCAAGGAUCGUGGCGCAUCUUCGACCCGAAAGUCGAGUUCGGGAAAGCCUGUCGGACCUUGUUUGGGUUGUGCAAAAACUGGUCGAAGCAGCCCGACUGACUAGGAGUCAAGCGACGAUUGAAGAAGGCGGACGCGUCUUCCACUAUGCAUAA